Messenger RNA from Emericellopsis atlantica, 1182 nucleotides. RefSeq names its product Alpha/Beta hydrolase protein. Bases 97 to 999 code for a protein of 300 amino acids. The transcript has a single exon. Lineage: Eukaryota; Fungi; Ascomycota; Sordariomycetes; Hypocreales; Bionectriaceae. Gene Ontology annotation, molecular function: lipase activity. Gene Ontology annotation, cellular component: membrane. The record is from RefSeq and is a predicted model, not a curated record.
CAGCUCCGUCCACUUCAACCUCAUCCCAGCCCCAUUGUCAGCAACCAAAGACACCAUAAUACUAACUGUCCAUCACCUAGAAGCAGACGCGCAACCAUGUCUUCCGAAGCCGAGGGCACCUUUGAGGUAGACGGUGUGUCGCUUUACACCAAGACCUGGACGCCUACUGGCCCGACCAAAGCGAGGCUCAUCUUCAUCCACGGCUUCAGCGAGCACAUCAAUCGCUACAAUGACUUUUUCCCGACGCUCGCUGCGGCGGGCAUCCAAGUACUGGGCUUCGACCAGCGCGGCUGGGGCCGAUCAGCCAAAGACAAAUCCGACUGGGGUCUGACCGGGCCCACGGCUCGCGUCGUGGCGGAUGUGGCUGCCUUUAUCAAGCACAACACCACCGAGGAGGUGCCCGUCUUCGUCAUGGGUCAUAGCAUGGGCGGAGGCGAGAUUUGCACCCUUAUGGCCGACGAGAAGUACGCCGACGUGGUCAGGAGCGUGCGUGGCUGGAUCUUGGAAUGCCCCUUUAUUGGGUUCACUAAGACUGCCGAGCCCAGCACUAUCAAGAUUAUGCUGGGUCGCCUGGCAGGCAUGGUGCUCCCGCGUCAUCAGCUCACGCACGUGGUGCCCCCGGAGGAUCUCUCCCGCGACCAGGCCGUCGUGGAAUCGAUUCGCAACGACCCCCUCUGCCACAACACAGGUACGCUGGAAGGUCUGGCCUCCCUCUUGGACCGUACCGCGCUUCUGUCGUCGGGCACGGUCAAAGUGAGUAAGAACGUGAAGAGCAUCCUGUUGCAGCACGGCACGGGCGACUUGACAUGCAGUUUCGACGCGGCCAUGAAGUGGCUGGAGCAACAGACCGAGGUGGAGGACAAGGUGGCAAAGCCCUACGAGGGAGGCUAUCAUCAGUUGCACAGUGAUCUGUGCAAGGAGGAGUUUGGUCGGGAUCUCGUAGCGUGGAUCCUUGAGAGGAGUGAGGGCGGUGCUAGGGCAGUGGAGGCGAAGCUUUGAGGCGGCCAUGUAAUCUUGAAUAUUGAACGUUCUGUAAAUCCGAUUCUUGUGACCUGCUUGGUGGACGGAUAGCUCCGGCAAUCUCAGAGAUCCCAAGUGUCACCAAGCGCAUUCAAGCCCCAUUGUCCGCCCUCUUGCUAACAAGGCACAAAAAUGUCCACUACGCCUUUGGGCUAUCACCGA